AGCAGGAACGCUCAAAGAUCAAGAUGAAGUUAAUACAACUCUUGGUCGUAGCUCUAAUAGCAAUCUCGUCUAACUGUCAAGCAACUAUAUCUUUAUUAUUCUUCAUCAACAUGCUUACGAUCAUCUUUGAUCCAAAACUUAUUGCUUGUUUGCGAUCAUGAUGAUGCCAUUACACAAAUGCAAAAUGAUAUACAAACGAAAGCUCAUGAAAUUACCGAAAUAAAGGCAAUUGCUCAGCGAGAACGUCAAAAAAUAUUCGCACUUGAGAAAAAAGUUAUUGAUUUGCAGACCAAUUACAGCGAACUACAGAGGCAGGGCAACCAGGGUUCUAAAAGGGAUAACGGCAGUCGGGGUCCAAGAGAUGAAAGAGGACCAAAAGGGGGAAAAGCGUAUAUUGCCGAUUGUGGAGAACAUCCUUCCCUUACCGGUGCUAUUACAAUCAUGACCGAAGGUGAUUCGCCCAGAGCCUUCAGUGUCUAUUGUAAACGAGGUUGGACUUACAUCUUCAAGAGAUUUGACGGUAGCAUUAAUUUUACCCGCCCAUGGGCUGAUUACAAACGUGGCUUUGGGGAAACUAUGGGAGAGUAUUUCAUAGGACUAGAUAACCUUGCAAGUUUAUUGAAGGAGCGCAACUUUAAAGCUAGAUUUGAACUCACGACUUGGCCGCCAGCAACUCCAUCUUCUGGAUAUGCUGAAUAUUCAAACUUCUCCAUUGCCGAUGAGAGUUAUAAGUAUCGUCUAAGUAUAUCAGGAUAUUCUGGUACUGCUGGUGAUUCGAUGCAGGGGUACCACAAUGGAAGGCAAUUUACCACGUAUGACCAGGACAAUGAUCAUGAAAAUAGUGGAAAUUGUGCCAUAACAUAUAAAGGUGCCUGGUGGUAUAAUGGUUGCCAUCAAGCUAAUCUUUUUGGUAUUUAUGCACGUGGGCCGAUUUGCCCAAGUUACGCAACAAUGUAUGGUUUGGUUACUAUGGCCAACGUGGCCAGUGCCAAGCAUUCAUAAUUAUCUCUAUUCUUUCAAAGAAGCAUCUCUGAAAAUACACAGAGUCUAAGCGUUCUAAGCGUCAACUAUAGAGAAUUGGAGGUGAAAAUUCGACGUCCGUCAAAUGUAAGCAGUGAGAAUAUUAUUUAAAUAAAUGCCAACCUUUUUUAUAACACCAAGUCGCUAGGGGGGGGGGGUAAUUUGAUCCCCCCUCUGCGAUUGUCUAUUCUCUGAUUUCAAUAAAGUUGGUAUCGUUGAAAACCCUAUUCGAUUAACUCCUCAGAAAAGUAUUGCAUUCUUUUAAAUUGCAGGUCAACAAAGGUCAAAUCGAGGUAAACGUGACUAAGGGGAUGUAAAUUGUUGACAUUUUGUGAUAAUUUUCUUUCAAAAUGAAAUUUUUUGACAUAUUUUUGGGCUAUCCCCAAAGAUUUAACAUAAUUUCAUAUAGUUUGAGAGGUGACGUUAAUUGUAUUUUACUUAUUCCUUAUAUUGUUAAUAAGUUAUCCUUAUAGUACAUAUAGUUCCCCUUAUAUUAUACAUAAAUUCUCCUUAUAGUAUAUACGUUCUGGAGUAUACGUCAGCGUUUUAUAUGAUUCAUUCUAAUAUGAUACAUGACAUCACAAUAACUAGAACAAUUGAUUUACUGGUCUAUAUUGGAGUAUGUAUGACC
Owenia fusiformis is the source of this 1651-nucleotide messenger RNA. The record is from the annotation of a GenBank genome assembly. NCBI's taxonomy places the organism in Eukaryota, Metazoa, Annelida, Polychaeta, Sabellida, Oweniidae.